AUGCAGCGACCCAAGUUAGACUUCAUGAACAUGAAGCCACCUCCCGGCUAUGUGGCGGGUAUUGGUCGUGGUGCGGCUGGUUUCACCACACGGUCUGAUAUAGGCCCUGGAAAAGACCCCAUGGAAAUGGCUGCCGAGGCCGAGAAGCAACGCGUGAUUGCGAUGGGCAAGGCAGGUGCGGAAGAGAAGGCGGAAGCCAAGAAGAAGACCG
Molecule: messenger RNA, 211 nt
Organism: Sphaeroforma arctica JP610
Lineage: Eukaryota; Ichthyosporea; Ichthyophonida
Exons: 1
Biological process (GO): mRNA splicing, via spliceosome
Source: RefSeq, a predicted model, not a curated record